Messenger RNA from Hemisphaericaspora subhashii, 918 nucleotides. RefSeq lists its product as uncharacterized. Bases 1 to 918 code for a protein of 305 amino acids. Lineage: Eukaryota; Fungi; Ascomycota; Pichiomycetes; Serinales; Debaryomycetaceae. The record is from RefSeq and is a predicted model, not a curated record. The transcript has a single exon.
AUGAUUGGUCUUCAAUUCUGCAUUGGGAUCGGAUUCUUCCGGACAGCAUAUAGAUUAAUCAGAUUAGGUCGUAUACCUCCGCCCAACCCCGCCGCCUAUCCCGGUGGGACAGGUUAUAUUCCUCCGCCAGUAAGGACAUCGUGGUGGAAGACUGGGGGUGCGGUUGUGAUUGGGUCCGGAAUGAUCUUUGGAGCCGGUUUGGAAUUGUCGAGAUUGACAUUGCCUUAUGACCCCUGGUAUGAAGAAGCCCAGCAUUAUCGAAAGAUGGCGAUCAAACAGGGUGAUAAACCAAGUGCAUGGUUUGGUGCUUAUAAAUAUUAUGAUCCGUUGAGUUUGGAUAGUUGGAUUGAAAAAGUUGGUGAUUGGAUUAAGAAGGUUGAAAAACGGAUUGAUGAUCCUGAUCAUUUUGCCAAUGUGUCGAUUGAAUUGGCGAAGGAUAAUAAUGUUAUAAAACCGGGUGAGAGAGGGGUGCUUGGUGAUGGUAGUCGUGGCCUUUUGAGUAAAUUGAAUAAUCAGGGGAAAUAUUUGGAAAUUUAUAAUAAAUUGAGAGAUACUAAUGAUCAUAGGAGAAAACAUUUAUUAGAGGGUGAAUUGAAAGAUGUUGUUGAAUUGAAUAAAGCGGAGAGAAUAGAUGCGAUAUUGGAAGGGAAAUCGGAAUUGGUGAAUCCGGAAUAUACAAAACCUAGUAUUCAAUUAGGAAAUCAUAGAAUGAUAGAUGAUGAUGAUUUCGAAAUGGUUUGGUUGAAUUUUGAACCUUGGGAUGAAUUGAAAUUGGAAACUGAUUAUGAUAUUAGGUUGAUACCUAGAUGGGCAUGGGAUGAUGAGGAGGAAGAACAUUCCGAAGAUGCAGCACAUCCAAAUGAAGUUGAAUUGCCGUCUAAUUCAAAAGGAGUAGAAACUAAUUUAUAUAAUAUGUAA